AACUUACAACCACGCCCAGAGGCAAAAUGCCAAAUCAGCACAACGGGUUCAUUGGUUCUCUAGGGAAUCUGCUCGGGCUGUAUAAAGAGGUCUCUUCUCUCUCUGAGACUAUACGCAAAUUAGCUCCAAGUGUCUCGUUAGGAAAGAGUGUGCUUCAAUAUGCUGACCGAGUCGCCACUGCUCAUCAAACAGUUCUUCCUCCCUGUAACGUGACCCAAUCACUGACCACGUGUACUGAUAUCAAGUCAACAAUACACUGUAUAGUAGAGGUUUUAUUACAGUAUCCGGAUUGGGAUGCUCAUGUGCUCACUAAAGGAUACCAACUGGUCAAUGGUUUAGUAUGUCCUUUGGUUGGUACUAAGUUUUUGGAUUCAGAAUUUCCUAAUCAAGCGGUUGACAUCAUUGCCAAUUCAUUACAAUGGAGCCAGUUAUUUGAAUGUAUUGGAUUUGAAGGUUUCUGUAACCUCAUGCUACAAUAUGCUGUAUUUGUACCACUGGAUAAUGCAAGCUACAUACAGAUCAGUGGAUAUUUGCUAACAACUAAUAUGUCAAGGUUCAUGCUACCAAUGAGAAAAGUGCCCGUUAAGCCUACUAGUAGUCCUGAUUUGAAUCAUCCUUCAACAAGGAUUUCUUCAUUAAAGAAAUCUAAUGUCAGCAUGUCCCAUUUAUGCUAUGGAUGUAAGCUGCCUCUGUCUCCAGGUAACUUAAUGAGUUAUCACACAAAACCAGCUACUAACUCAGAAGUAAAGAGCUUGUCGCUUGCAAUCUUUAAUGAUUCUGGAAGCAAAUCAAAAACAUGCAUGAAAAGGAUACAGAAGGUAUCAGAAGCCAUUGGCAUGCUUUGUUUAAUGAAGAAACACAAAUCUAUAAGCUACAGGGAACUCCUUAAAAAAGCUUCGUCAGCCACAUCUCAGAAUCCAUUUGGUGGUGAUGCUGCUGAUUUAAUAUCACAACAUGUUCCGUUAAGUGAGGUUAAAAGAUUUGUAGUGUCGUCAUUGCUACAAGUGGUACCGAAACUAGCAUGGGGUUCAAAUAGGAACAAGAGAUUGGUUUUGAAAGCUGUUUUGGAGGUAUUAUCAUUGCAUAAUCAUGAAACAAGAUCACUCACUCACCUAACCAGAGGAAUAAAGAUCUCAGAGUACAAUUGGGUCACUGGUAAGAUGGGGGAGAAGCAAUACACCCAUGUACCACCAUCCCAGAGUCUAAGUGACGAGCUGAUGGUUUUAUUGUGGAUCAAGUGGCUGAUUGAAGGAUUCGUCCUACCACUCAUUAAUAAAUACUUUUAUGUAACUGAGAGAGGAGGCUCAACCAGGAAUGUAUUGUUCUUUUAUACGAAAGACGUUUGGUCACAGAUUGUUCAGUUUGGCAUCAAAGAUUUAACUGAUAAGCAUAUACUGAAACCAAUAAAAGAGGGUGAUGUGUCUUGCUUGUUGCAAGACUCAAAAGCUUUAGGUGUCUCUUUGCUUCGCUUCUUGCCAAAAACUGAGAGUCUCCGGCCAAUAAUAAACAUGAAGACCGUCCCCAAAGGAUUGGAAGGAGUGAUAAGAGAUGAGAAGCCUCAGUCAACCAAUGCCAAGCUAGUCAAUAUCUUAGCUGUACUAAAGUAUGAGAGUUUGAAUAAACUUGGCUGCUCGAUGCUUGGAUUUAACGAGUUUUAUAAAAGAUGGAAGGAUUUCCUUGAGAGAAAGUCUGUCAGCUUGGAUGAGUCAAAUAAGUCUUGGUAUAUGAUAAGUGUUGAUGUGUUGAAUUGCUUUAAUACGGUUUUAUCCGAUCGUCUAAUGAUGCUACUUGAUAGAAUACUGACAAAAGACUGUUACUACAUUAGGGGAUGUCAUGUUAUCAAAGUGAAUAACGGGAGUAUAAAGAUGUAUUUUAAAAGAUGUGUCACUGAAGCUGCAAUGGUUCCAUUUGUUGAGAUAGCUGACAGAGUUUCAUCUUCUCAUCAUAAUGUAGUACUAUCUGAUGCAAUGUCGGUGAAAUUGAUAUCAAAAGAAAUGAUACUGUAUACAUUGGAAUGUCACCUCAAGAAUAAUAUUGUUAAGGUAAACGGGCAGUAUUUUGUACAGGUGCAGGGGAUACCCCAAGGAUCAAUAUUAUCCACUCUGCUCUGUUGUAUCUACUAUGCUGAUAUGGAGGCUAGAUGUAUUGGCUCUUAUAUAAGAACUGAAGGAUUCUUUGUAAGAUUAGUUGAUGACUUUUUGUAUGUGACCGACAAAGCUGAUUGUGUUAAAAGUUUUGAUGCAUUAUUGAGCGGGGGAAUCAGUCAGUAUAACUGCUACAUUAAUAAGAAUAAAACCAAGAGGAAUUACUCCAUUACUGAUAAUGGGAAAGUAACAAAGUGUGUUGAUGUGGAAUGGUUUAAUUGGUGUGGACUGUUAAUUAAUACUACAAAUCUUCAAAUCUUAGUUGACAAUAGCAGAUACAAGAACAUAAGAGAUUGUUUGACCAUUAGUAAUUCUAGCAUCGUUCCUGCACACUCACUCUCAAUUCAACUCAUACAAGCACUCUCGUUGAAGUGUGUCCCGCAUUUACUGGACUCACAAUUUUUAUCUAAUGGUAUGGUGCUAUGCAACUUGUACUUAAACUUCACACUCUCUGCUAUUAAGUUUCACUGCUAUAUCAAGUACUGCAUUAAAGCUCAUGGCUUGCAGUCCAAUAGCAGAGCUACUGCAUCAGAAAUAAUGAGGAUGUUGAUGAGCACCACAAGGCAGUUUGAUCAUCGAGCCAAGUCUGUAUGCAAAAGAGCAAUAGGAGUAUACAGUGUACCUCUGAUUGUUUGCAACUGGUUAUCACUUCAGUCCUUUUAUACAGUUUUUAAGCGUAAGAAAUCCCUCUAUGGGCGGCUGUUAUUCUUAAUGAAGAAUGUAUUACAAAGGAUACAUGAGUCAAUGGAUGAGAAUAUUAUCAACUUGCUGUUGGAGAUAGUUGAUAGAUGCAGCAAUGAUCCAGUGUUUAGCAUUACCUAUUAAAACUGAUUAAUAUUCAUUGAACCGCAAUAAUAACAUUCACGGUUGUAACACGUGCUAGCUCGA
This is a messenger RNA of Amphimedon queenslandica, 3032 nucleotides long. Its product is annotated as telomerase reverse transcriptase-like. Gene Ontology annotation, cellular component: telomerase catalytic core complex. Bases 27 to 2969 code for a protein of 980 amino acids. The record is from RefSeq and is a predicted model, not a curated record. Gene Ontology annotation, molecular function: telomerase activity; telomeric repeat DNA binding; telomerase RNA binding. Gene Ontology annotation, biological process: telomere maintenance via telomerase. NCBI's taxonomy places the organism in Eukaryota, Metazoa, Porifera, Demospongiae, Haplosclerida, Niphatidae. The transcript has 33 exons.